Molecule: messenger RNA, 765 nt
Organism: Sorex araneus (European shrew)
Lineage: Eukaryota; Metazoa; Chordata; Mammalia; Eulipotyphla; Soricidae
Gene: DUT
Product: deoxyuridine triphosphatase
Exons: 7
Coding region: 197-691 (164 amino acids)
Biological process (GO): dUTP catabolic process; dUMP biosynthetic process
Molecular function (GO): magnesium ion binding; dUTP diphosphatase activity
Source: RefSeq, a predicted model, not a curated record
AUGACCUAGGAAGUCCUCUCUCUUCAUUCCCCUGACACAUGCCGCGGUGCCACGGAAAUCGACAGGUGCUCGCGGGGCAUCUCCGGAACCUCCGCCGGGCGUCCGUCAAGGGAGCAUCCCGGCGGUCUGGAGACCAGCCCGGGAGCGCUGGGGCCGGGCCGGGCGCGGCGGCGGCGGCGGCGCGGCGUCUGGGACCAUGGCUGCAGCCCCGGUGACCCACGCCGUCUCCCCCAGCAAGCGGGCGCGGCCCGCGGUGGAGGAGCCCCUGCGGCUCCGCUUUGUGCGGCUCUCGGAGCACGCGACCGCCCCGACCAAGGGGUCCAAGCGCGCCGCGGGCUAUGACCUGUACAGUGCCUAUGAUUAUACAGUACCACCAAUGGAGAAAGCCCUGGUGAAAACCGACAUUCAGAUAGCUCUUCCUUCUGGGUGUUACGGAAGAGUAGCACCUCGUUCUGGCUUAGCUGCAAAACACUUCAUAGAUGUUGGAGCUGGUGUCAUAGAUGAAGACUACAGAGGAAAUGUUGGCGUAGUAUUAUUUAAUUUUGGCAAAGAAACGUUUGAAGUCAAAAAAGGUGAUCGAAUUGCACAGCUCAUUUGUGAACGCAUUUUUUAUCCAGAAAUAGAAGAAGUUCAAGUUUUGGAGGACACAGAGAGAGGCUCAGGAGGUUUUGGUUCCACUGGAAAGAAUUAAAAAUUGCUUCAAGAAUAGAAAGUGAGAGAAUGUUCUUUUUUGUUAAAAAUAAUAAAGUUUUUUGUUUAAACUGC